AUGCCGGCUCCUGAAGUUGUGGAAGAUGGGUCCAUUCCUUUCUGCUGCCUCCAACAUAGGACACUGAAAGCCGUCAUUAAAAUGGAAAACAUAACUAUUCUAACUACUUUGAUCUCUACUUUGAAUGCUCGAGGCCUUUCGUGCUUCGUUACAUCGAUAGGGCUUGGUGGAAGUUGUAGUUCAGGGAUACCUCCACAAACUUUUCUAUUCCCUACCAUUGAUAUUUCGCUUACACUUUUGAAAACUCCUCCUGUUGGUACCUUACCGAACAAGUUAUUUCGUGAACGGUUUGGAUAUCGGAUGCUUUUUAUAGAAGGAAAGCGGAGGGAAUGGUUCCCUCAAAAACAUUUCCUUGCAGACUUAGGUACUCGGGGGGCAUACAAUCACCAAUGGUUUCUGGAAUUUCUCCCAGACAAUUUGGUUUUAGAGAUAUCCAAUGCAUUUAUAUGGUGUGCUUAA
Molecule: messenger RNA, 459 nt
Organism: Ilex paraguariensis (yerba mate)
Lineage: Eukaryota; Viridiplantae; Streptophyta; Magnoliopsida; Aquifoliales; Aquifoliaceae
Source: the annotation of a GenBank genome assembly